Messenger RNA from Lachancea lanzarotensis, 1686 nucleotides. It is a transcript of the gene CQD2, whose product is annotated as LALA0S03e08834g1_1. The transcript has a single exon. NCBI's taxonomy places the organism in Eukaryota, Fungi, Ascomycota, Saccharomycetes, Saccharomycetales, Saccharomycetaceae. The record is from RefSeq and is a predicted model, not a curated record. Gene Ontology annotation, biological process: mitochondrion organization; lipid homeostasis. Gene Ontology annotation, cellular component: mitochondrial inner membrane. The coding region runs from base 1 to 1686 and encodes 561 amino acids.
AUGUAUUCAGGCUUUUCCAGCUUGACCUUUCGAAGCACAGUACGACGGCUCUACGCUACUUCCGGAUCCUCAGUUCAGUCAGCCAAACCAAGACUUAUCACCAGAAAAAGGGUUUUGCUGGCGGCAGGACUUCUCACGACAGCUUUUGUCAGUACCAACGAGACGUCCCAGGAUGUGAUCAAGCAUGUGGGUAUGACAUCCAGACGUGUAGGAGUAGUCACUCAAGCGACAAUUCGGUGUCUUUACAACUAUCAGCGAGUCUUAAAGCACGAUUUCAACUCUGAUGACGAUCGUCGUGUGGCCCUCAAUCAGUGUCAUCUGCUGUGUGCCAACAUUACCCUUCGCGCACUGGAGGCAAAUGGUGGUGUUUUUAUCAAGCUGGGCCAACACAUCGGUGCAAUGACCUAUUUAUUGCCCCCGGAAUGGACAGAAACCAUGAUACCACUGCAGGACAAAUGCCCGCAGUCAACGCAAGAAGAAAUAGCUGGCUUAUUCAAGCAGGAUUUGAAGCAGAGCUUGGAUGAGCUUUUUAUUGAAUUUGAUCCACAGCCUAUCGGCGUUGCAUCUCUAGCACAAGUCCACAUUGCGAGGCUCAGAGAAAAUGGUCAAAAGGUCGCAGUGAAAGUCCAGCACCCGUCAUUAAAAGAGUUUGUGCCCAUAGAUGUACUUCUGACCCAAACCGUUUUCAAUAUCGUUGACGUCGUUUUCCCAGAGUACCCACUGGGUUGGCUGGCAGAUGAACUUCAAAACUCGAUCUACGUGGAGCUUGACUUUACCAAAGAGGCGGGCAAUGCACGUCGGACUGCAGAGUACUUUGCGGACUAUAUACCUGAAACUGCCUUGCGCAUUCCCAAGGUAAUGGGUGCUAAUAAACGUGUCCUGAUAAUGGAGUACGUUGGCGGUCACAGGCUUGACGAUUUGGCCUACCUCGAUCAGAAUCACAUUUCUCGUGCAGAAGUUUCAUCGUGUUUGUCACACAUUUUCAACAACAUGAUAUUCACCCCAAACGUAGGUAUCCAUUGUGACCCCCAUGGUGGCAACUUAGCUAUCCGGCACAUCGAUCGGCCUCGCGGCCAUCAUAACUUCGAAAUCAUAUUAUAUGAUCAUGGCUUGUACAGACACCCAACAACAGAGAUGAGACGAGAUUAUGCCAAGUUCUGGCUCGCACUUUUGGAUAAGGACGAGCGUAACAUGAAAAAAUAUGCCACCAGAUUUGCUCACAUUGAGGAGGCACAAUUUCCACUUUUUGCCGCUGCAAUUACGGGUAGAAGCAUCGAUGCUGCGCAGAGCUCCGAUCUUUUUAAGCCCAGAUCCGAAGAAGAGAUCAAGGUAAUGGCCAAGGCCAUGACUGAAGGUUCUUUAUUGGGUGACUUGAUGACGAUCCUUUGUCGUCUUCCAGGGGUUGUGUUACUCAUUUUGAAAACCAAUGACUUGACACGACACUUGGAUGAAUGCUUGGAAAAUCCUUUGAGCAUGGAACGUACGUUUUUAAUCAUGACUCAGUAUUGUGCACGGACAGUAUAUGGCGAGGUACGCCAGAACAUAAAUCUUACCUGCCAUCGCUGGUCGUUUACGUGGAUAAUAAGAGAAGUAAAGGCAUGGUGGGACUACGAAAAGAGGAGGAAUCAGUUGGUUUUCUACGACUUCGCCUUUUGGUUCAGAAAUCAAUUUCUGCGCUCUCAUUAG